AUGCCAUCGGACGCCCUGCGAAGGAGCAUGCCGGCAUGGUAUCACCCGGGGACGCAGGAAGGGAGGUGUGUAGCAAACACCGCCGCGAGCAAGUGCUUGCGUGUAAGACACCGAGUGAAGACGAUCGACGACCACCUGCGAUCGGCGAGAAGGCUGCACGAGGCCCUGGCAGGGCACAGGCGGAGCGAUGCAUGCACAUGCGUGGCCUGUCAGAGGGACAGGAGCGAUCUUGGCUGCGCACACCCGCAUCGGUGCGCGAUGACUGCGGAGAGGGCAGUGGCGAAGCUGACCCAGUUAUGGAGACCGGGGGGUGCAAAGAAUGCGGACGGCCUGAGCCUCACGCGGAGAAGAAUGAGACUUAACGAAACGGCAAGAGCUGAGAAAGGAAGAAUCACCUUCGACCCGAGCUUAACCCAGGGGACCCCGCUAGCAUCCGUCUUUCGCGUCUUCACCUCAUCGGAGGCUGCGAGAGGCACCGCGAUGCGUGAGCAAGGGCGUUUCCAGAUGCCGAAUGAGGCGGUCGAAGUCUUCACGGAUGGGUCGUGCCUUAACAAUGGAAUGAGCAACGCGUGCGCAGGAAGUGGCGUCUGGUUUGGGGAGCAUGAUGCUAGAAACGAGGGAGUGAGGGUACCCCACCGAGAACAGUCAAAUCAGGCAGCUGAGAUGUACGCGGUGACUGUCGCACACAUGAAAAUCGCCCCCUUCGCCCCCAUGCAUGUCGUGAGUGAC
This is a messenger RNA of Trametes versicolor FP-101664 SS1, 729 nucleotides long. RefSeq lists its product as uncharacterized. Gene Ontology annotation, molecular function: nucleic acid binding; RNA-DNA hybrid ribonuclease activity. The transcript has a single exon. NCBI's taxonomy places the organism in Eukaryota, Fungi, Basidiomycota, Agaricomycetes, Polyporales, Polyporaceae. The record is from RefSeq and is a predicted model, not a curated record. The annotation marks the transcript as partial.